Enhydra lutris kenyoni (northern sea otter) is the source of this 1326-nucleotide messenger RNA. RefSeq names its product myosin light chain kinase family member 4. Gene Ontology annotation, biological process: protein phosphorylation; positive regulation of apoptotic process; intracellular signal transduction. Lineage: Eukaryota; Metazoa; Chordata; Mammalia; Carnivora; Mustelidae. The record is from RefSeq and is a predicted model, not a curated record. The transcript is spliced from 11 exons. Gene Ontology annotation, molecular function: ATP binding; protein serine/threonine kinase activity. Bases 100 to 1326 code for a protein of 408 amino acids. Gene Ontology annotation, cellular component: cytoplasm; nucleus.
GAAGGCACGCUCAAAGCUCAUGAUUGCGUCUUAAUUUACAAAUCAGAGGGAGAUGAAAACCACACUCCAGACAGUAACUUAAUCGGACUCACCACCAAGAUGUUAAAAGUGAAGAGGCUGGAAGAAAUCAACACAUGUUAUAAGAGUAACAAACUGGAGAAAAUGGCUUUCUUCCACUGCAUGGGAAAGGUUGAGAAAGUGAAAUGUUUUCUGGAAGAAAGUUCUAGUGAACAGGACUCAAGAUCUGGAAAGAAUGAGGCUAAGGAGAAGUCAUGGUCACAGCUUGGCCUGAAGGAAACAACCCCUGUCAAAGACAAAAGGACAUUGGCCCUCACAGAUGAUGUCUCGGUUCCUCCCGCCCCGUUUAAUCACCGUAUCGUGACAGCCAAACAAGCAGCCAUCAACAGUUUUUAUACUGUGAGCAGAACGGAAAUUGUAGGAGGGGGGCGUUUUGGCCAGGUUCACAAGUGUGAAGAGAAAGCAACAGGUCUGAAGCUGGCGGCCAAGAUCAUCAAGACCAGAAGCACGAGGGACAAGGAUGAAGUGAAGAAUGAGAUCAACAUCAUGAACCAGCUGGAUCACGUGAACCUCAUUCAGCUCUAUGAUGCCUUCGAGUCAAAGAAUGACAUCGUCCUGGUCAUGGAGUAUGUGGAUGGAGGGGAGCUGUUUGACCGCAUCAUCGAUGACAACUACAAUCUGACCGAGUUUGACACCAUCCUGUUCAUCAAGCAGAUAUGUGAGGGCAUAAGACACAUGCAUCAGAUGUACAUUCUCCACUUGGAUCUGAAGCCUGAGAAUAUCCUGUGUGUGAAUCGGGAUGCUAAACAAAUAAAAAUUAUUGAUUUUGGAUUGGCCAGAAGGUACAAACCCAGAGAGAAGCUGAAGGUGAACUUUGGAACUCCGGAAUUUCUUGCCCCUGAAGUUGUGAACUAUGAUUUUGUUUCCUUUCCCACUGACAUGUGGAGUGUGGGCGUCAUUGCCUAUAUGCUACUGAGUGGUUUGUCUCCCUUCCUGGGUGACAAUGAUGCUGAGACCCUGAGCAACAUCCUGGCCUGCAGGUGGGACUUAGAGGAUGAAGAAUUUCAGGACAUCUCAGAGGAGGCCAGGGAGUUUAUCUCCAAGCUUCUGAUUAAGGAGAAGAGCUGGAGAAUAAGUGCAAGUGAAGCUCUCAAACACCCUUGGCUGUCAGAUCACAAGCUCCACUCCAGACUCAUCACACAGGAAAACUGCUGCGGUUGCUGCUGCGUUGGGAAGAUUUUUGGAAAAAUCAGCAGUUCUGAUGCCUUGACCCCAAUGAUGACGGGUGGCUAUGGGGGCUGGGAGUGA